GUCAAGAUGAUAAUAGUGGUGAAGGAGUCGAUUAUGGUGAAGCCAGCGCAGGAUACGUCGCAGAAGGUGCUGUGGAGUAGCAACAUCGAUUUGAUACAACAAAACUUUCAUAUAACGGCCGUUUACUUCUACAGGCCAAAUGGGUCUCUCAACUUCUUCGAUGCCGGCAUUUUGAAGGAGGCAUUGAGUAAGGUGCUUGUGGCGUUCUAUCCCUGGGCAGGGAGGUUGAGGCGAGACGAAGAUGAUCGUAUUGAGAUCAACUGCAAUGGAGAGGGUGUAUUGUUUGUGGAGGCUGAGACCACUUCUGUUAUCGAUGGUUUCGAUGAUUUUACAUCGACAAUGAAGUUCAGGCCACUUAUCCCGGCCGUCGAUCGAUCUAACGAUGUCUCUUUCUUUCCUCUCGUCAUGUUUCAGGUGACACGUUUCAAAUGCGGUGGUGUUUCCCUAGGUGUGGGAUGGGAGCACUGCGUGGGGGACGGAAUGUCGCUUGUCCGCUUGAUCAACACGUGGUCUGAAAUCGCACGCGGGGUCGACAUCACCAUUCCACCCUUCAUCGACCGAACACUCUUGCGCGCUAGGGACCCACCAACUUCAGCAUUCCACCACGUCGGCUACCAGCCCCCUCCUUCCAUGAAAACACCUCGACAAACCAUAAAAUCCCUAUUUGGUCCCAACACAAUCACCAAUGCUACUUUCAAGAUCACCCGUGACCAUCUCAGCAACCUCAAGGCCAAGUCCAAGGAGGGGGUCCGGGGAAACACAUGCAACUACAGCUCCUACGAGGUGUUGGCCGGACACGUGUGGCGCUGUGUAUGCAAGGCACGUGGCUACACCGAUGAUCACGAGACCAAGUUUUACAUGCCUGUUGAUGGACGGUCCAGAUUGCACCCUCCGGUUCCACCUGGUUACUUAGGCAACGUCAUCUUCACUACCGCGCCGACCGCCAAGGCCGGCGAGCUCAUGAACAAUCCGUUGAGGUACGCUGCGGGGAGGAUCCAUGACGCCUUGAUGAGGAUGGAUGAUGAGUACUUGAGAUCAGCCAUUGAUUACUUGGAACUUUAUCCUAAUCUGACGGUUAGCAUUCCAGAGAUCGACCGUCUCUUGAUCAACAGUUGGGUACGGUUACCGAUAUAUGAUGCGGAUUUCGGGUGGGGCGGGCCGAUAUUUAUGGGGCCGAUUUGGCCCUCUUUAGAAGGGCAUAUCAGCGUCCAACCGCGCCCCACCAAUGAUGGGAGCUUAUUGAUGGCCGUUUCUUUGAAAUCUAAGCAUAUGAAGGUCCUUCAGAAAAUUUUGUACGAGUUUUAG
Macadamia integrifolia is the source of this 1305-nucleotide messenger RNA. Its product is annotated as shikimate O-hydroxycinnamoyltransferase-like. The record is from RefSeq and is a predicted model, not a curated record. Bases 7 to 1305 code for a protein of 432 amino acids. Gene Ontology annotation, molecular function: acyltransferase activity, transferring groups other than amino-acyl groups. The transcript is spliced from 2 exons. NCBI's taxonomy places the organism in Eukaryota, Viridiplantae, Streptophyta, Magnoliopsida, Proteales, Proteaceae.